AAAACGAACUGUCAUGUCUUCAGGUUACAAGCCAACCCACCCAGAGUUGUUCACCGUCGUGUUCGGCGAGGGCGACUUUAGCGCGUUUCUCAAGGCAAACAAGACUUUUGAGGCUGGGGAAGUCAUCGCAAAACUCGAAGGCAUUAGUCUUGGAGUACCGAUCGCAUACACCACAGUACAAUGCGGACCGUCUGCCAAAGACCACCUCGAGCUGAACUCUGAUUUACGGUAUGCCAACCACUCAUGCGAGCCGAACACCGAUUGGGAUUUGUCCUCGCCUAAGCCUGCUGACUGGCACGUUCGCGCAAGGAAGCGGAUCGAAGCUGGUGACAGCAUUACUUUCUUCUACCCCUGCACCGAAUGGGACAUGGUUCAGCCAUUCGACUGUCACUGUGGUGCACCCACUUGUUUACGGACUAUUCAAGGCGCAAAGUACCUUGAUACUAAAGAAGUGACUUCGCGUGCAUUCACCAACCCUUGGAUCCUUCAGUCAUUGAAGAAGAGAGACGCAUCGAACUGAAUACCUCGGACAGGUUUCAGUCACGCUGAAGGAAAAUUGUCCGAGGCGUCUCGAGAAAGCUUUGUAAACUUGACAGGCACAUGUUCUUGCAAUGGUGUCAUGGGGCAGAGCGUUCCCAGGAUUGAGCUGAAACCUGUAGAGGUAACGUUGAGGUAGCAGUGCUCACGCACGUUCAUGUCGCAACGUAAAAAUAACGAAGAAGACAUAAUCUUUGC
Molecule: messenger RNA, 735 nt
Organism: Somion occarium
Lineage: Eukaryota; Fungi; Basidiomycota; Agaricomycetes; Polyporales; Cerrenaceae
Source: the annotation of a GenBank genome assembly